AUGGGCGCAGCGGCGCGGGGCCCCGGCGCGGCGAGGCGGGGCAGGGCAUGGGCGGCUCUCGCUGCCGGGGGCGCGGGCCGGGGGCUGCCGGCCGCGGGCAGAGCCUGCGCCGCCGUCCCGGUCCCGGUCCCGCUGCCGGUGCCCCGCGCCCAUCACGGCUCGCCCCGCAGCAGCGCGCGGGCAGCGCGGGCGCUCCGCAUGGCGGGGCUGGCGCCGCGGGGAGCGCGGCGGGGCGCGGGCGGCAACAGACAGCUGAGGGGAAGCCACAGCCUGCAGGUACUGGGCAGUAACUGGAUCCUGCAGACCCAGAUACAGGCACUGCCAGGCACAAACUGCCCACACAGCCCCUGCUGCAGGGACAGCUCCCACCACCAUGCAGUGUCGGUGCCUUCCCUUCCCCAGCCGACCCUCUGCAGGCUCCGGACUCACCAGUGGUGCUUCAUCCUCUUCAACCUCCUGCUUUUCCACCUGCUGCUCUUCGGGGCGGAUUUACUGGAGGAGUAUUUCCUGCGUUCCUUCCCUCUGGCCUACACCGAUGCCAAGACUCUGGAGAUCAGGGAGAGGGCCAGGAAGCUGGACACGGAGCCCCUCAAGGCCAACCUGUCUGGCAGUGGCAGCAGUGGCAGCAGUGCAGCGACGUGCUCUGCCCAGGAGGUGUUUCUGCUCAUCCUGGUCCACAGCAGCCCAGGGAACAGGACGAGGCGCGACAGGAUCAGGCAGACCUGGGGCAACGUGACGGACACCGGGGGUUACACCGUCCUCACCCUGUUUGCUGUGGGAAAGGCAGCUUCGGAAAGCGCCCAGCUGGAGAUCAGUGCAGAGGCUCAGAAGCACAGGGACAUCAUUGAAGGCGCUUUCAUCGAUUCCCCGCAGACGCAGACACAGAAGAUGCUGCUGAGCGUGGAGUGGACGGUGACUUUCUGUCCCCAGGCGAGAUUCAUCCUCAAAGCAGACGAGGACGUGUUUGUGGGUGUUGCAAGCCUGGCUGGGUACCUGCUGAGCUUAACCCAGCUAGAGGACAUCUACCUGGGGAGGGUCGUUCACCAGGGAGUGCCUGACAGGGCCCCCCACAGCCCUGCCUUUGUUCCCACCCACGAGUAUCCCGAGGAGUUCUUCCCGGAUUUCUGCCACGGCAGCGCCUUCGUCGUCUCCCAGGACGUCGCCCGCAAGGUUUACGUGGCUGCCCAGGAGGUGCCACCGGCAGUGCCCCCGGAUGUUUUCGUGGGAAUCUGCGCUAAGAGAGCUGGAAUCACUCCCAUGCACAGCUCCCGCUUUGCCGGGGGAAGGCACAUCAGCUACAAUCGGUGCUGCUACAAAUUCAUCUUCACCUCUUCCAACGUGAAGGAGGACGAGCUAUUUAAAGCCUGGCAGGAAACGAGCAGUGGGGAAGAUUGUUCCUUGCUGGAAACCUACUACAGCCUGGUGUCCUGCAGGGUCCUGACCUACAUUGACAAGUUCAAACAGCUCAACUUGGACAGGAUAAAAAAUGAAGUUCUUCAUUUUGUCAAUUAG
Myiozetetes cayanensis is the source of this 1512-nucleotide messenger RNA. It is a transcript of the gene B3GALT9, whose product is annotated as beta-1,3-galactosyltransferase 9. Gene Ontology annotation, cellular component: membrane. The coding region runs from base 1 to 1512 and encodes 503 amino acids. The record is from RefSeq and is a predicted model, not a curated record. Gene Ontology annotation, molecular function: hexosyltransferase activity. The transcript is spliced from 3 exons. NCBI's taxonomy places the organism in Eukaryota, Metazoa, Chordata, Aves, Passeriformes, Tyrannidae.